Molecule: messenger RNA, 1702 nt
Organism: Culicoides brevitarsis
Lineage: Eukaryota; Metazoa; Arthropoda; Insecta; Diptera; Ceratopogonidae
Product: esterase B1-like
Exons: 3
Coding region: 1-1611 (536 amino acids)
Molecular function (GO): serine hydrolase activity
Source: RefSeq, a predicted model, not a curated record
AUGAGUGUCAUAACCACGAAUUCCGGUCCAAUUCGGGGCGUUUUGAAAACAACUGAUACUGAAAAGGAAUAUUUUGCAUUUUUCAACGUUCCUUUCAGCAAAAAAUUUAACAAAGAAUCAAUUUUCAAAGAUCCUGAACCAAUCGAACCAUGGACUGAAAUUCUCGAUGUCACUCAAGAAGGCGAAUCUCCUUUCAAUAUCGAUCCAUUUCGAGAAAAUCCCUGUGAAGGAAGUCUUGAAACUCUUGGAAUGAACAUUUUUGUACCAAAAGUCGACACAAAAAGUUUAUUUCCUGUUUUUGUUCAUAUCCAUGGAGGAGCUUUCAUCAACGGAAGUAACUCGACAUUUCUCUAUGGUCCUGAUUAUUUGAUAGAAAACGAAAUUAUCAUGAUUUCCAUCAAUUAUCGAGUGAAUAUCUUCGGUUUUUUAAGUUUUAAAGACCCAACUUUGGGCAUUCCGGGAAAUGCAGGUUUAAAAGAUCAAAAUCUCGCAUUGAAAUGGAUCAAAGAGAACAUUCAUCAUUUUGGAGGAGAUUCGAGUAACAUAACUUUAUGCGGAGAAAGUGCAGGAGCAGCUUCCGUUGAAUUUCAUAUGAUUUCGCCAAUGUCUGAAGGUUUGUUCAAUCGAGCUAUUAUGAUGUCAGGAUCAGCAUUUUCUCCAUGGGCUUCAGUUCCUGAGGAUUUUGACAAGUACAUGGAUCGUUUAGUGAUGAAAUUGGGCUUAAAUGAAAGUUCAAGUGAAGAAAUGAUUUUUAAGAAAAUUUGUGAAACAAAUCCUGAAGAAUUAUUGAAACUUACCUUGGAUAUUGUUGAUUUUGAGGAUAAAUUUUUUGGUCCGAUACUUUUAUCUCCAUUUCUUCCGAGAGUCGAAAGAUACAAUAAUGGAAACUGUUUUCUUCCUGAAUCAAUUAAAGAUUUAGCUGAAAAUGCUUGGAGUAAAGAUAUAAACUUGAUAAUUGGAGCUGGAAGUAUGGAAGGAGUUUUUUAUUACGUUUGUAAUCCAUCGGAUGAAAAUUUAGCUAAAGUUGAUCAAGAUCCUUCGCUUUUAUUGCCAUUAGAAUUGCAAUUAAAUCUUUCAGAAGAGCUAAAAAGAGAAAAAGGUCGAAUUAUGAAAAAACUUUAUUUUGAAGACAAAUCUAUAACUAAAGAUAUGGAGAAGGAAUAUAAUAUGUACAUGGCUGACAAACUAACCAACUACCCAAUAUUCCAAACAAUUUCUUAUCGCCAACCUCGUUGCGGUAACAAAACGUUCCUUUAUCGCCUAAAUUUACCGCCAUCAACGGAUGUUCCGGCAUACUAUCAAUCUGCUCGUGCUUUGUUCAACAUUCCAAAUAAUCCGGGAACCGCACAUGGCGAAGACAUUCCCUUGCUGUACAAAACGAAAAUUGCCCGACGAUUUCACUCCGGCGACGAUUUAUAUCUCCAAUGGCAAAAAUUCCUCACUGCCUUUGUGAACUUUGUCAAAAUAGGACAACCAAAUAUGGAAAAUUGGCAUCCCAUAACAGACAAAACGCAACAUUUCGAAAUUAAUAUUUCCGAGAAUUGGAAAAUGGAGCCUUUGGUAAAUUUGAGCAAACUUCACGAGUGGUCUAGACUAUACGAGAGAGAUUGAGUCAAUAUUAAACAACUUUGCAGGAAAUGCAAUUUAUACUAAAUAAACAGGAUUUUAUUAUUAUUUGAAUACACAUUAACAGUUUUCAUUA